Molecule: messenger RNA, 2338 nt
Organism: Passer domesticus (house sparrow)
Lineage: Eukaryota; Metazoa; Chordata; Aves; Passeriformes; Passeridae
Gene: NECTIN4
Product: nectin cell adhesion molecule 4
Exons: 9
Coding region: 1-2286 (761 amino acids)
Biological process (GO): homophilic cell-cell adhesion; heterophilic cell-cell adhesion
Cellular component (GO): adherens junction
Source: RefSeq, a predicted model, not a curated record
AUGGACCCCCGCGGGAUGCGGCCCGGGCCGCCGCUGCUGCUGCUCGGCUUCCUCCUCGCCGUGACCGGUAAGGGGCACCGGCACCGGGAUAAGCACCGGGAUAAGCACCGGGAGCGGCUGUCCCGGCUGCGGGUCGGGACGGGGCCGGGGAAGGCAGCGGCGGCUCCCGCGGCUCCCCCGAACCCGCACCGACGGUCCCGGGACAGCGCGGAGCUCCCGGGGCACCGGCAGCUCCCGGAGUGGGACCGGGACCGGGACCGGGCUGGGGGGGGCAGCGGCUGCCGCGGAGCGGGGCUUGGGGUGAAACCGGGGCCCCGGGAGCGGCGGCGGGGGCGCGCGCAGGUGUGCGCGCACACGCGUGUGCAGGUGCGUGUGUACGUGGGAGCGCUCGCGUGUGCACCUGCGGCCGCGCGUGUCCGCGCGCGUGCCCGCGUGUCCGAGUGUCCGUGCGCGUGCCCGCGGCCCGGGGGGCGGCCCCCCCCCGGGCGCUUUCACACGCGUGUGCGCGCACACCUGCGCGCGUGCCCGCGGGUGCGCACCUGCGUGGGCUCCGCUCCCCCCCCCACACCAACGGGGCACGCGGACCCGUUUGGGGACACCCUGGGACGCGAUUGGGGCGGGGGGGGGGACAUAAACCGUGGGAACGGCGACACCGCGAUGCCCCGGGGGGGGUCCCGUGCUCCGCCCCGCCCCCCCCCUCCCCCGCCGUGCCUCAGUUUCCCCCUCGGCACCCGUGGUGGCCGCGUGGAGGUGCCGCGCAGCGUGACGGCCGUGCUGGGGCAGGACGUGGUGCUGCCGUGCCGGUACCGGGCGCAGGAGCAGGAGCAGGUGGUGCAGGUGACGUGGCUGAAGCGCGGCCCGGGCGCGGUGCCCGCCGAGGUGGCCGUGCUGAACCCGCAGCACGGCGAGCACGUGCAGGAGCCCUUCGCCGGCCGCGUGCUGCGCCACGGCCACGGCGACCUGGGCGACGGCGCCAUCGUCCUGCGCAACGCCGUGCAGGGCGACGAGGGCGACUACGAGUGCCACCUGAUCACCUUCCCCAUGGGCAGCUUCGAGGGGCGCCUGACGCUCAGGGUGCUGGUGCCCCCGCUGCCCAUCCUGAACCCGGGCCCGCCGCUGGAGGAGGGCCAGGGCCGGACGCUGGCGGCCUCGUGCACGGCCGAGGGCAGCCCGGUGCCCUCGGUGCGCUGGGAGACCGAGGUGCGCGGCACCAACGCCACGCGGCGCUCGGCCCACGCGCGCUCGGCCUCCGUCACCAGCGAGUUCUUCCUGGUGCCCGGGCGCAGCAUGAACGGCAAGAGCCUCACCUGCGUGGUGGCACACCCCGGCCUGCGCCACGAGAAGAGGAUCACGCACCUGCUCAGCGUCGCCUACCUGUCGGACGCGUCGGUGCUGGGCCACACGGCCGAGUGGCAGGAGGGGAUGGAGGGGGCGGCGCUGACCUGCCUGGGGGACGGCAACCCCCCCCCGACCUACAACUGGACACGGGUGGACGCGCCGCUGCCCGCGGGUGUCAGGGUCAAGGGGGACACGCUGCUGUUCCAGCGGCCGCUGGCCGUGGCCGACGCCGGCGACUACGUGUGCCGAGUGUCCAACCGCGUGGCCGCCAAGGAGGCGCGGGCCAACGUCAGCAUCCGGGGACGCGCCACAGAGGACACGGUGCGCCGCGUGGACCUGGUGUCGGCCUCGGUGGUCGUGGUCGGGGUCAUCGCCGCCGUCCUGCUCUGCGUCCUCGUCAUCGUCGUGGUGGUCAUGACCCUGUACCACAAACGCAAGACCCAGCGCAUCUCCGAGAAGUACGAGGAGGAGCUGACGCUGACCCGGGAAAAUUCCAUCCGGAGGCUCCACUCCAGCCACAGCAGCGACCCCCGGGCACAGCUGGAGGAGACGCUGCAGCUGCGGACGGAGAGUCGCCAGGGCAGCCUGCGAGGGGACAGCUUGAGAGGGGACAGCCUGCGGGGGGACAGCCUGCGGGGGGACAGCCUGCGUGGCACCAGCAUCUGCUCCGCCAUGAGCGAGGAGCCCGAGGGCCGCAGUUACUCCACGCUCUCCACGGUGCGGGAGAUCGAGACGCAGACCGACGUCCCCGUUGUCCCCGCUGUCCCCGCGGUCCCCGCGCCGCCGGCGCCCGGCGCGAAGGAGCCCAAGGAGGAGGAGGAGGAGGGGGGCGGCGGGGGGGACCCCAUCAAGGCGGCCAUGACACACUUCGUGCAGGAGAACGGCAUGCUGCAGGCCAAGCCCAGCUCCAACGGCAUCUACAUCAACGGCCGCGGCCACCUGGUGUGACCGGGCCCGGGGGGACACUGGGGACACCUGGGGACAGCCAGGGCACAGCCAG